CUUCAGGUGAUCUUUUCUGACGAGUGUACGGAGGCAGAGGGGCGUCACUGGCACAUGAAGCACUUCUCCUGUUUUGAAUGUGAGAUGGUGCUGGGGGGACAACGUUAUAUCAUGAAGGAGGGUCGGCCAUAUUGCUGCGGCUGCUUUGAGUCUCUCUAUGCCGAGUACUGCAAGGCCUGCGGGGAACACAUUGGUGUGGACCAUGCCCAGAUGACGUACGACGGUCUCCACUGGCACGCCACCAAGGGUUGUUUCUGCUGUGCCCAGUGUAAGAGCUCUCUGCUGGGCUGUCCCUUUCUGCCCAAGCAGGGCCGGAUCUACUGCUCCAAGGCCUGCAGUCUGGGAGAGGACGUCCACGCCUCAGACUCCUCCGACUCCGCCUUCCAGUCGACACGCUCCCGUGAGUCUCGCCGCAGCGUACGCAUGGGCAAGAGCAGCCGCUCGGCUGACCAGUGCCGCCAGUCGCUCCUCUUCUCACCCUCCGUCAACUACAAGUUCCCCGGGUUUACCGGUAACCCAGACACCGACACGCUCACCAACAAGCUGGCCCACCUGGGUUUAACCAACGAGGAGUGCUUCUGGAGGGGGAGGGAGGACACCGAGGGCCCCGAGGACCGGGACGAGGAGGAGUGGGCUGAGCACGAGGACUACAUGACCCAGCUGCUGCUCAAGUUCGGGGAGCACGGAGUCUUCAAGCAAGGUGAGGUGGUCGACUCCAGACCUCCAACCAAUCUGUGGAUGACCGAGGCUGAGGUCAAGAUGAAACCGUGUGAGCCUCAGGGCUCUAGGGCUGAGACUGGAGGAGGAGGAUGUGGAGGAGGGUCAGGCAGCCAGAGCCUGGCCAGUAAGAAGUACCAGACAGAUAUGUACUGGGCCCAGUCCCAGGACGGGCUGGGGGAUUCGGCCUACGGUAGCCACCCUGGCCCGGCCAGCAGUAGGAAGCUCCAGGAGCUGGAGCAUGGCGCUGUGAGCAUCGGGGGUACCAGCUUCCAGAGGGAGGAGAAGCAGUGGUAUGACAACUCUCUGGAGUGCAUCACAGACAAGGUGAAACAGACAGAUCAGAGUGUCAGGGACUCCAUGGACUCACUGGCACUGUCCAACAUCACGGGUGCCUCUGUAGAUGGCGACAGUAAAGAGAGAUCUCUGGUCUACUCCUUACAGAACUUCCAGGAACUCGAGGCUGAGAGAGACUGUGAGAACACAAGCAACAUGGGAACUCUCAACUCCUCCAUGUUACACCGCAGUGCCAAUUCCCUGAAGAGCCUUACGUCUGAGCUGGAGCAGGAGGAGAGCGUACCAGAGGAAGAGGAGAAGGCCCCUCUUCCCUCUCCCCCCAAGCCUCCUCAUGUCCCGGCGUUGAGACGGACUCGAUCCCAGUCUCGACCCCAACAGGUGAAGUUCUCCCCAGACGUCGUGGACAACAGUCGCUAUGGUGACCUGCAGGUGCGCCAGCCCCCGAUGAGCGAGCGGACGCGGCGGCGAGCAUACCACUUCGAGGAGCAGGACCAGGAGCUUGGUGACUCGGGUUCCGGCCGCUAUCACCACCACCACAGGAGACGCCGCAGCCGCAAGUCACGCUCCGACAACGCUCUCCACCUGGUGCCCAAGGAGAGGGCCAAUCGCAUAUACUUCAGAGAGGACCACAGAGGCCAUGGGGGACAUGGCUUCAGCUCAAAGGGGCCUCAGCAGCUGGCCUUCCUGCCCAACCAGCAGGGGUAUGGCCAGUCCCAGCAUCCCCACCGCCAUCCCCACCAAGCCACCUCAGACUACAGACUCCAGCAAGGCCCAGCCAUGGAGAGGUUCAUGGGGUUGUGUGGGGACAGGGACGAGGAUGACUGGUGCUCCACCUGCUCCUCUUCUUCCUCCGAGUCUGAGGAGGAAGGCUUUUUCCUGGGCCAGCCCAUCCCCCAGACACACAGACACUACUAUGAUGGCCUGCCCAGCCCCAGCCACGUGGCAGGCCUGCCCUCCCUGCCAUACGGAGCAGUCCCACGGACUAUGUCCAAAAAGAAGAAGGGGCACAAGGGGAAGAACUGUAUCAUUUCAUAAGACUGGAUGUUUUACGGUCCCCUGUUGGUCUACUUUUAAAUGAUACUCUGUCUGCAACCCCCUUCUGAAUCUCUUGUUGUUGCCACUAUUGUGAAUACAGAAAUGGCCUGCUUGUUAAAACUGUCUUGCCAACUGGAUGUAGUACAUGUUAACAUGGCACUGAUCCUAUUAUUGAAAUGCAUUACAAAAAAAACAGACAGAGUUGAAUAAACACAUUUCAAAGCUGUCAUCAUAAUUGCAUUAGAAAAACAAUUAUGCAAAUAACUCUGAACAAAUAUAUUUAUAAAAACACCAUUUAGAGACUAACGGAAAUUACUAUUUAACAGUGCAGAUAAUGUAUAUAUUGUAAAGUCUAUUUUUUUUUUUUAUAACCCUGAGUCAAAUGUUUUUGUAGUGGAAUGGCAUUGAAAGACAAAACUGAUAACAGUUAUCAAAGAACCUUCUCUUUUCUUAACCAGGGUUUGAAUUAAAUAUAUGAUAUGCUGCCAGCAAAGGUAUUCAGAGUGCAGUUUGACCCUGGGCCUGGUUUCCCAAAAGCUAUUUCCUGGUUGCUAAAAUUCAAAUAGUUCCCCUAAUUUCAGUUUGUGUGA
Salmo salar (Atlantic salmon) is the source of this 2639-nucleotide messenger RNA. Its product is annotated as prickle-like protein 1. Lineage: Eukaryota; Metazoa; Chordata; Actinopteri; Salmoniformes; Salmonidae. The record is from RefSeq and is a predicted model, not a curated record.